This is a messenger RNA of Brassica oleracea var. oleracea, 579 nucleotides long. RefSeq lists its product as uncharacterized. The transcript has a single exon. NCBI's taxonomy places the organism in Eukaryota, Viridiplantae, Streptophyta, Magnoliopsida, Brassicales, Brassicaceae. The coding region runs from base 175 to 393 and encodes 72 amino acids. The record is from RefSeq and is a predicted model, not a curated record.
CUCAAAUGAUUCGCUUGUCUCUCUAUAUAAACAUCACAAUCAAUCUCUCCAUAAUCCUACACCAAUUAUUCUCCUCAUAUUCGAUACAUCACAUCUCUAUAACAUCCACAAACAUUUCACCUCUUUGAUCCCUUUUUCGUAUAUAUAACAAUAGUAUUUGAAGCUAUCACAAGGAUGAUUCCUAUAUGCGUGCAGUGCGGAACGGGAGGAAACCCAUGUAGAUGCAAAGUGGUCGGACCGACGUUAGGGCUUGUGGCGUUUUUAGCAGCCGGAGUGGUGGAGUGGCCGGUGGGAGCAUUGGUUUAUAUCUUUAAACAUGCCAAAGGUCGACGUAUUAUGGGUCAUCCGGCUACCCACGUUUAUCCCAAAGUCUCCCGUUCCAUUCCCAUAUGAUUUUGAAUCUCACUUUUGUAUGAGAUUUUAGUAAUUUUACUACUAUUUAUUAUGUUUCUAUGUCGUCGUAAUAAUGUAUUGUAUGUUGUGUUUUAUUUCGUUUCCUUUCUACUAUGAACGUUAAUGCUUCAGCUGUACUUUUAUCCUCGGAGAAGGUUAAUAAAUCUUCGUUUUUAAUUGAACUAA